Messenger RNA from Emiliania huxleyi CCMP1516, 749 nucleotides. RefSeq lists its product as hypothetical. The transcript has a single exon. Gene Ontology annotation, biological process: lipid metabolic process. Gene Ontology annotation, molecular function: oxidoreductase activity, acting on the CH-CH group of donors. Bases 16 to 651 code for a protein of 211 amino acids. Gene Ontology annotation, cellular component: membrane. The record is from RefSeq and is a predicted model, not a curated record. Lineage: Eukaryota; Haptophyta; Isochrysidales; Noelaerhabdaceae.
UUCUGGGUCUGGCAAAUGCUCUGGGUGUUCGUCGUUUCAUCUUCGGUCAUCUUCAUCAAUUCAGCGGGCCACCUCGCCUCGCCCACCCUUUCGGCGGCGGAUUACGUCGGUUGGGCUCUCUUUGGCUUGGGCUUUGCGGUUCAGGUCGUCGCAGACGUGCAAAAGUAUCUCUUCCGGGCAGACCAGGCCAACCGCCGUCGUGUGUGCGACCGCGGGCUGUGGCGCUUCUCCCGCCACCCCAACUUCUGCGGCGAGGUGCUGCUGUGGAUAGGCGUCUACGUGGCAGGGGCGCCGGUCUUUCGUGCCGCUCCCGCCGGCUGGUGGACGGUCGCCUCUCCUCUCUUCACGCUCGCGGUGUUAACGCUCUUCACGGGAAUCCCGCAAGCAGAGGGGCAGAACGCGGUGCGAUGGUACGAUGGCGGCGAGGCGCAGGCGCAGUACGAGGUCUACUUUGAGAGGACGCCACCACUGUGGCUGCUGCCGCCACAGCUGUACCGGCUGCUGCCGCGUCGCGCCAAGCUGCUGCUCUGCUGCGAGCUCCCUCUGUACGCGUACCGUCCCUCGAGCGAGCCGGUCGGAGGACGGUCGGCGAGCAGUGGUCUGGGGGAGCCGUUGUCCGCUCCCGACACGGAGGGCACGGACCACAGUUAAGAGCAGGUUCGUCGCACUCUCGUCUCUCUCCAGACUGUCUCUGUGCACACAACAAACAAUCAUAUUUAUUUGAACUCUUAACAAUAACAUGCGAAUUG